Molecule: messenger RNA, 843 nt
Organism: Necator americanus (New World hookworm)
Lineage: Eukaryota; Metazoa; Nematoda; Chromadorea; Rhabditida; Ancylostomatidae
Exons: 6
Coding region: 1-843 (280 amino acids)
Cellular component (GO): mitochondrial inner membrane
Molecular function (GO): S-adenosyl-L-methionine transmembrane transporter activity
Source: RefSeq, a predicted model, not a curated record
AUGGCAGAAGACGUUAUCAGGUGGCUAGUAUGUGGCGCUGGAGCAGGUCUAGCCGUCGAUUUAGGGUUGUACCCUUUGGAUACAAUGAAAACAAGACUACAAAGCAAACAGGGUUUCCGUGCUGCAGGCGGCUUUAGGAACAUAUAUAGUGGUAUGGGAUCUGUGGCAAUUGGGUCCGCUCCUGGUUCUGCCCUCUUCUUCCUAACUUAUAGAUCUGUGAAUGGAUUAUUCAGUCAAGAAAACUCCUUGGUUCACGCAUUUUCCGCCAGUGUAGGAGAAGUUGCAGCUUGUGCAGUUAGAGUCCCCACUGAGCUUGUGAAACAGCGAUUGCAAGCAUCAUCGAAAAAAGGAAAACUAUCCGAUAUGUGUCGGGAAAUCUACAAUUCGAAUCACUUGCGAGGAUUUUAUCGAGGAUAUUUGAGCACUGUUGCGAGAGAAAUUCCCUUCUCCAUAAUUGAGUUUCCUUUGUGGGAAUUUCUCAAGAAGAAAGUAGGAGAAAGAAAGAAGGCAGAUUGUUCUCCUGUGGAAGGCGCCGCUUGCGGUAGUAUAGCAGGUUCGGUGGCUGCUGCGAUAACUACUCCUCUUGAUGUAGCAAAGACUAGGAUUAUGUUAUCCAAGACAGGAAAAGCUCCUACAAUAUAUAGCACACUUAAAGAGAUUUACACGGGUGCCGGAAUACCGGCGUUGUUUUCUGGUGUCACACCACGAGUUUUAUGGAUGGCUGUCGGUGGUUUCGUAUUCUUCGGUGCUUACGAAACUGUGCUAUCUUUCUCUUACUGGGUUUCUCCAGAUAAGAGAAAUAACGCCAAAAACCGCGAGUCGCAAUCUUCUAGGCAAUUAUAG